AUGGGUGAUAUAGGCAAUGAAGGAAGCAUGGACUUUGACCUCAUCAUCAAGAAUGCCACUAUUGUCACAGCGUCCGAAGUCCUGCAACCGGGGCUCUCGAUCGGCAUCAAGAAUGGCAUCAUUGUCGCCAUAGCGCUUUUUCUUCCCGUCGGAGCAUCUACCAAGGUCGUCGAUGCGGAGGGAGCCUAUGUGACUCCCGGCGGCGUGGACUCGCACGUUCACUUGCACCAGGACAAUGCUCCGACCGGCGACAAAUGGUUGACUGGGUCCCGGUCAGCUCUGGCCGGUGGGACCACCACGAUCCUCGCAUUCGCGACACAGUCGAGGACCCAAGAGUCACUGUUUCCCGUUGUGAAAGAGUACCACAGUCGUGCCGACGGCCAAUCCUACAUCGACUAUGGGUUCCAUUUGAUCCUGACGAAGCCGACCGAGAAGAUUCUCCAGCACGAACUGAAAGCGAUGGUCGAUCAAGAAGGCAUCACGAGCGUCAAACUCUACAUGACCUAUCCGGCGAUGAAACUCGGUGACGGUGAUAUGCUCGAGAUUAUGAUGCAAGCGAGAGCACUGGGUGUGACGACGAUGAUUCAUGCCGAAAACAGCGACAUGAUUGAUAUGAUUACGAGCCGACUCCUCCGCAACUCUCGAACUCUCCCCAAAUACCAUGCAAUUGCUCGUCCACAGAUCGCCGAGUCCGAAGCCACCAACCGAGCAAUUUCUCUCUCGACGCUGACCUCCACACCGAUCCUGAUUGUCCACAUGUCUUCACCCGUAGCCAUCUCCCACGCGCGCAAGGCUCAAUCGAAAUCUCUUCUGCCUGUUCACGCCGAAACGUGUCCUCACUACUUGUAUCUCCUGUCCUCGAAACUGGCAGCUACAUCUGUCCCGGCUGCCCUAGCUCCAGAACCUCACUCACCCUCACACUCACCCUCACACUCACCCUCCCACGGCGGUGGCGAAGAAGAAGAAGAAGAAGUCGAAGACGAAUGGGCCGGUGCCCGGCACGUUUGUGCUCCACCGCUCCGACACUCCACUUCUGACCUUCAGUCGAUCUGGGACGCCAUGUUGAACGGCACCAUCACCACCGUCUCUUCCGACCACGCUCCAAGUCUUUACAACUCUCCGGGUGGGAAACGCAAACCCCUGAUCGACGCCGCGGCUUCUCAGACCGUCCCUACGUUCGCACAAAUCCCCAACGGUCUUCCGGGUUUGGAGACGCGACUUCCGUUGCUCUUCGACGCCGCCACAAACGUCGACACCCCGCCUUCGAGGCGACUCUCUCUACCGAAAUUUGUGGAAUUGACUUCCACGAACCCCGCGCGGCUGUACGGACUCUCGGGGCGUAAAGGUACCAUCGCCCCGGGGUUCGACGCAGACAUCACCAUCUGGUACCCUUCUCCCGGGCACACCGGCGUGGCCGAAGGCGGACUGACAAUCACAAACGACAUGUUGCACCACAGUAUAGACUACACCCCCUUUGAAGGUGUGAAGGUUUGCAACUGGCCACGGUACACCAUCUUGCGCGGUGAGGUCAAGUGGGACCGUGACGUCGAGUUACGCGAAGGCCACGGACGUGGCAUACUGGGGAGCCCAGGUGACGGGAGGUACCUCAAACGUGGGAAAGGCGAGGUGCUCGUCGGGCGCACGGGUCAGCUUCCCCCGGGGAUGAGGGAAGGCGAGAGGGACGAGUGGGCCGUGUGGGCGACGCAUGACUAGUAGGCAGCGCUUGACACAGAAAAAUACAAGGCCGA
Exophiala oligosperma is the source of this 1748-nucleotide messenger RNA. RefSeq lists its product as uncharacterized. The transcript has 3 exons. Gene Ontology annotation, molecular function: hydrolase activity, acting on carbon-nitrogen (but not peptide) bonds. Bases 1 to 1713 code for a protein of 570 amino acids. The record is from RefSeq and is a predicted model, not a curated record. Lineage: Eukaryota; Fungi; Ascomycota; Eurotiomycetes; Chaetothyriales; Herpotrichiellaceae. Gene Ontology annotation, cellular component: cytoplasm.